AUGGUUUCAUUCAAGCUCUUCCUGCUCCUCUGCACGUACCUGGGUAUUGUUCUGUCCAUGCUUCAUGAUGCACCUGAAGUCGUGGAAAGCCUGCCUGGUAUCCCCAAGGGGUGGAUGCAGGAGAUGGAUGAGCCUGCAAAGAACCAAGUCUUAGUCCUGCAACUCGCCAUGGAUCAGCCACUUCUAGCCGAUUUCCAUCAGCUUAUCCACAACAUCUCGACCCCUGCUCAUCCCUCAUAUGGCAAUCAUCUCACUAAAGACGAAGUUGAUGUGUGGACGCAGCCAACCAGCGGAGCUGGUGAUCAGAUCAUAGCAUGGCUUAAGAGCAAAGGAGUCGACGGAGAUACCAUCAAGGUGUCUGGACACUGGAUCACGUUCAACGUAACUGUUUCAACCGCCGAUGCUAUCUUGGGCACCAGAUUCUAUUCCUAUCGACAAAAGGAGACCACAGUGAUCCGCACACUGCAGUACUCUGUGCCUUCCAAUCUGCGAGACAUGAUGAAAACAAUCCAACCCACGACUCGCUUCGGAAGUCCAAAGCUUCAGAUCAGGUUGGAUCACGACGAGCAGCCUUUGCAGAUAUCCUCCUCCACAUUGACCACAUACAACGAGACUUUUUGUAACACCACUGUGACCCCUGCCUGCAUUCGUGGCCUCUACCAAAUGAGCGAAUUUACUCCUUCCGCGAACGAUACGAUGCUUGGGAUAUCUGGGUUCGAUGGGCAGGUGUACUACGUCGAUGAUUUGAAUAUGUUUAUCUCGAACCUGAACCCCUACUUGAUGGGCUCGCUCAACAUCACCAGCAUUAAUGGAGGUAUUGCAAAUUCGGAGUUUAACGUCAACACCAGUGCCGAGGGCAAUCUUGACGUUCAAUAUGCUGCUGCCCUCACUGGAGGCACGCCUAUAACAUAUUACUCGACGGGUGGACAAGCGCCCAUUGACCCAGAUCUCGAUCAGCCUGUGGCGGCCAACGGAACCAACGAGCCUUACUUGAACCAGCUCCAAUACCUAAUUGGUCUUGAUGACUCGAUACUACCGGGUGUCUUGUCCACCUCUUACGGUGAAGAUGAAGAAAGUGUCCCAUACAACUAUGCCGUACAGGUUUGCAACCUCUUUGCCCAGCUCACUGCUCGUGGCGUGUCCAUCAUCUUCUCCAGCGGUGAUACAGGAGUAGGAAGCGCUUGUCGAUCCAAUGAUGGCAAGAACACACUCCAAUUCUCACCCUCCUUCCCUGCGACAUGCCCCUUCGUUACAGCGGCCGGCGGUACGUACGGUGUCGAUCCCGAAAUAGCCGCAGAUUUCACAUCGGGAGGCUUCUCAAAUUACUUUCCUCGGCCUUCCUGGCAGGACAACACCAUCUAUGAGUAUCUCAAUAGCAUUGAUGACACCAACCAAGGCUACUUCAACACCAGUGGAAGAGCAUACCCGGACGUGUCGGCUCAAUCUGUCAGAUAUUUGGUCUGGAAUGAUGGCGAGCCGGACUUCGUCUGGGGCACUUCCUGCGCGGCUCCGACCUUUGCGGCCAUCAUAAGCAACCUCAAUAGCCUUCGAAUCAAGCAGGGGAUGCCGAGACUAGGCUUUCUCAACCCAUGGCUAUAUACUUCGGGCAAUCAGGGCUUCACUGACAUUACUCUGGGAGCUUCGCGUGGCUGCAGCGGUGUCGACAUCUACACUGGUCAGCCAGCCGGGAAGAUCGAUAAUGCUUCCUGGGCGGCAGGUCCAGGAUGGGAUCCUGUCAGUGGUUGGGGCACGCCAAAUUUCGCUCAGUUGGCUACUAUGGUGGCAUAG
Exophiala viscosa is the source of this 1788-nucleotide messenger RNA. RefSeq names its product aorsin. Gene Ontology annotation, biological process: proteolysis. Gene Ontology annotation, molecular function: serine-type endopeptidase activity; tripeptidyl-peptidase activity. The transcript is spliced from 4 exons. Bases 1 to 1788 code for a protein of 595 amino acids. The record is from RefSeq and is a predicted model, not a curated record. Lineage: Eukaryota; Fungi; Ascomycota; Eurotiomycetes; Chaetothyriales; Herpotrichiellaceae.